Messenger RNA from Carcharodon carcharias (great white shark), 1699 nucleotides. RefSeq names its product gap junction Cx32.2 protein-like. The transcript has 2 exons. The record is from RefSeq and is a predicted model, not a curated record. Bases 73 to 969 code for a protein of 298 amino acids. NCBI's taxonomy places the organism in Eukaryota, Metazoa, Chordata, Chondrichthyes, Lamniformes, Lamnidae. Gene Ontology annotation, biological process: cell communication. Gene Ontology annotation, cellular component: connexin complex.
GUUCUAUGCUGUUCGAGGCUGAUUGUCUUUCGUUUCCUCUGAGUUAUUUAAAGCAGAUAUCACUUUUGAAGAAUGGGAGACUGGACAUUUCUUGGAAGACUCCUGGAUAAAGUUCAAUCACAGUCUACAGUUAUUGGGAAAAUCUGGCUCACUAUAUUGUUUGUGUUCAGGAUCUUGCUGCUUGGGGCUGGUGCAGAGAAGGUUUGGGGUGAUGAACAGUCUGGCUUUGUUUGCAACACACGCCAACCUGGCUGUGAAAAUGUCUGUUAUGAUAAAGCUUUUCCCAUCUCUCACAUUCGCUUUUGGGUUCUUCAGAUUAUUUUUGUCUCAACCCCUACCUUGAUAUAUCUUGGACAUGCUUUACAUGUAAUCCACAUGGAAAACAAAAGAACAACCAAUGAAACUGAAACCACAUUCAGAAAGGUCAAGAAGACAAAGUACAUUAUAACCCGUGGGAAAGUAAAAAUACGAGGAAUCCUAUUAUUCACCUACUUACUACAAGUUUUAUGUAAAAUUAUAUUUGAAGUUGGUUUCAUUAUGGGUCAAUGGUAUCUAUUUGGAUUCUCUUUGGGUCCUAUUUAUGUAUGUGACAGAGCUCCCUGUCCACAUAAUGUAGACUGCUUUAUUUCACGCCCGACAGAAAAGACUAUCUUCAUUAUUUUCAUGCUGGCUGUGAGUUGUCUGUCACUUGUUCUAAAUGUAACUGAAAUAAUUUACCUAAUUUUCAGACAAAUAGCUGUUUCCACACGUAAGAAGUAUCAUUAUCAAAAUCAUUCCGGUUUUGUCUUAGACCCUACUGAUAAAUCAGUUCUGUCUGAAGAAAUAUCUCCAUCAGGUUCUAAGUUUUUGAAAGGAGAGAAACAAUGCAGUAGCCCAGACCCCAAUUCUCAGAAUAAGUUUAACUAUAGUAUUGAAAAGUCUGUAGAGAAACUGAAGGACGAUCUAGAAAAAACUUCUAAGGAAGAAUAAGAACAUGAUAUUUCUGACACUAGGUAGCUUAAAGAGUGCCAGGAAUGCAAGACAGGAACAAAAGUAGGCAAAGUUAACAAUUAUUGCAUUAUUGUAUUACAUGCAUCAACGUGGUAAAGUAAUUUGCAGUUAAUUAUAGAAAAGCAAUUUCUGCUGGCAGUACAAGAGGGCAAUAGUUCUAUAUGAGUGACUACAGGGCAACUGAACCAAAAUAUACAACUUUGACAACUGGGGCACUUUUUUCCUGACAUCCCUGAAGAUCUCCUAGCAAUAGCAGUUGUCAUUGGAAGUUUUGCCAAAAGUCAUUCAGCACACCUGUGCAUGGAUGUAUCUCAAUGCAACAGCAUUUUUAAAACUGCCUCACUGUUUGCCAAUUGAUAGGUGACAGUGCAUUGUUGCAAUCACAUAGACAAGUGACGAUGACAAUGUAUAUGGAUCACAGAGCUGUAUUUUAGAUCGUGUGUAUGAAUGUAUCGGAAACAAUGCUUGUAGUGAAGUUAUGCUGGAUCUUGAAAUGUAGACGAAGUAUUCUUGUUAUAGGUAUGGUAGAUUAUAAAAUCACAGAAUUUGUCAUGAGAUGCUAUUCCAUAUUGCUAGCCUUAACCAUGACUUAAGGACCUGAAAAUAUUUUCAUUGUUAAUUAGUAUUACUAACUGAACUACUAUAAGCCAAUUGCCUUAAUGUUUCAAAGUUGGAAACUAGAAUAGAGGAUAAAUAAAUGAUUUCUUUA